UAUGCGGCUCAUCAUCGUCCUGAAGGCAUGCAAGAGGUGAACUGACAGCCUGUGGUCGGUGCCAAGGAGUAGCUGGCAACCCGGGUCGACGGGAGUAUAAAACCAAGCGUAGCAGCGCUGGCUUAUUACACGACACACCAUGAGAAGAGAAGUUAUACUUUUGGUGGCUGGACUGGCAGCAGUGGCUGCCCUCCCUGUGCAGGAGUCGGCAGCCCAAACUCAACAAGAUGAUUUACUCCAGAUUCUACUCGGAGUUGAUCCUGAAGAUAAUGACCUCUUUGCGGAAAACUUUGACAAAGUCCCUGAGUCCCGUGGUGGGCAGGCACUGCAUGAAGAAGUGGUAGAGGAGCAACCUCAGCAACAAACAGAGCUACAAGACCCUGUACAGGAUCAGACACCUCCAGAAGACCCUCCUAUGGAGCAGAAACUGGCACCAGAACAAGAUAUUCUUGAUGAGCAGAAACAAACACAGCCACAAGACUCUCCAGAGGAGCUGAAGCAGGCAGAGCCACAAAACCCUCCACAGGAGCAGACACAGCUGCAGCCACAGGUUCAUGAGGAGGAACCAGGACAGGAUUCACCCCUUCCUGAUGGAACAGAAGAUGAAUCACCUGGUGAAGAAUCAAUGCUUGAUACAACAGAUGUCCAACCUGAGCCUCAACCCAUACAGGUAGACACAGAAGAGGACCUUCCUAUUGGGCCUGGGGACCUAGAUGGAGAGGAGGCAACAUACUUUGGUCAUGAGAUGGAAGGGCUUCCCAUUGAGCCCGAUGAUGAUUAUGUGGUACUGCACGUGGAGGAAGAAACACCCUCUCAGGAUAUGGAAGGUACAUUCACAUAUGGACUAUUGAAUGAAAAUGCUCCAUUUGACCAAUCAGUCCCCUCUGGACCUGAGUCCCAAAUGCAGCCAUUAUCAGUGCAGCUACAGCCACUGAUAGAUUCACUUUCACACGAUUCUGAAGUACCACUUAGUCCAGAGGAGCAGCUCCCCUAUGACCCACAAACAGAAUUAGAUUAUGAACAACUGCCACAUGGAAUGGAGGAUGGACCUAAUCCUGAAUAUGAUUCUGAAUUCCCAGCAGAGACAUAUCAGCCCAAUAAUGAGGAAGAUACGCAGUUGGAACCAGAAAGUGUUCCAGCUGAUGAUUCUUACUAUUCAGAUCAUGCUGAUGUGCCAUCAGACCUCCUCAGCUGGCUUGUUCCUGACUUUUUUGAUGAGGAGCCAACUGACUAUAAUGAGUCGCAUUAUGACUCAGGCUACUACGAUGAUGAACAAGCAAUUGAAGAUCAACCCCCAAACAAGCCUGAGGCAUUGUUUGAGCCACAAGAGUCAGAUGGUGGUAAAUGGGAAGAACCUCCUACUUCUGAAGUUGAUGAUGCCACCCAUUUUGUGGAUGACUCUUUCUUAGGAAAUGAGGGGGAUGUGGUGAUGGUAGAAGCAGUACCACGAGAUACAGUGGACUCCAGGGGGAGAGACGACACAGAUGAUGUGUCUCUUGUGGACUUUUUCAUUCCAUAUGAUGAUUCAAUAUACAGCAGAGACCCACAAGAGUAUUCCUCUGACACCAACCCUGAAGAAGAUGAGCAAUAUGUCUCUCCUGACAAAGAAAUCUUCCCUGUGGAUGAUGGUCUUACUCUAGUGGACUCCUUUGUGAACACUGAUCUGGUUGAAUUGGAACAAGAUCAGCCAUCACUUGGUGAAGUCUUAUCAGAAAAUAACCCAUUUGAAGAUGGCAGAUAUAGUGACCAAUGGUUCACUGAGGAUGACAUGGCAGGAAGGAGAGAGAUGCCCGAAGGAGAUGAAGCAGUUACUAUCUUAGAGACCCAGCCAAUACACAUUGUUGAUGUGGAAAGUGAUGUGUCAUAUCCUUCCCUUCUAGAUAUCCUGGAGAAAGAUACUACAGCAGUAGAGCCAGCUGAGCCCAGGAGAAAUGAAAAAUCCUUAAUGAUUGGUUUUACACCUGAAGCAGACACUAUGGUUGAUGAUUCUUUACCUAUGGAACGAGAUUAUCUCACAGAGGAUCCUGAUGAUGAUAACAUGGAAAUCAUAAUGAUAAAUGAUCCAAGGGAAAACUUUGACAAUUUCCCUGCUACACCCCUGGAAGAUGGCUCCUACAAUACUCAGAAGCAGCCAACACCAAUGGUCUGGUAUCCAGAGGAUCAUCACCAACCACCUUACUGGCCAACAUUUAGGAGUUCAGAUCGACCUAUUACAAAGGUCUAUUAUUCUGUUGUUGAUGAAGUCCCAAGGAAGAAGUUUCCAGGAUUCUUUGGGAGUAUGAAUGAUCUGAAAUUUUCAUCUCCCCUCUCCAAUCGCCCUCAUCAAAGAGCUGUCACAGGGGACCCGUUCUCUUUCAUGAAUGAAAUCCCUGAUGAUGAAAUGCCCCCUCAAUUCCUAGCUUCACUCAGCACAUCAGGCCAACAGAGAUUUAGGGGUCUUGAUUCUCUCUUUCCAGCAAGAAAUUAUCCGACUAUGUUCACAACACCCAGGCUUUCUUUCAGAGAUCUAAUACAAGGUCUGAACCCUGAUUAUUACAACACAAUGCAUGUAAAUAACAUUCAAAGGCAAAGUCCACAGUAUUAUCCACAACCUAUUAACCCCUUUAUACAAUACAAUGGCCAUCCACAGGAAUAUUCACACACAUCACCACCACUGCCUUAUUCUUCACCUUUUGAUUCAUUCCAAGAUGAUGACUACAUGGUAGAGGAGAAUUACUACCCAAACAGACUGGAGCGUCUCUCGUCCUACAACCCCAAUAAUAUGCCAUCUGGUAUUUUCCGAGAGGACACCAUGCCAGAAAUGUACCCUCGUGGACCACAGAGGUACUAUGAGGAUUACACAACGGAUCUUCCUUUCAUGUCCAGCUAUUCUUACGGCCGCUCUCGUUCUCUUUUCAAUGAUUAUGAAAGACCCCAAUAUGAAGGCAACUCUCCAUCUUACAACAGACCCCACUACCCUCAGAACAGUCACUACAGCACAGGGCCCUACCACCCUACCCCCAUAUACUCAAGAUAUGCUCCCAAGUAUUACGGAAUGUAGUUCCCCUAACCCUUCCAACCCUGAUAUUAAAACAGAAGAAUCAAAUCAAUAUCUGGAAGAAAAGUAGAGUAUUAGAUGGUUAUAAUAAUGUCAAUGUUAUUUGUAAGAAAAAGCUGUAGAUGCUAGUUUAGAUAAUGAAACAAUCUGUACAAGGAAAAGAAAAUGUAAUGUAUUAUGUUUACAGUAUUAUAUCCCAAUAACAGGCCAAUGAGAUGAAUGUUUCCACCUUCUAAACCAUCCCCAAAAUAAAUAAAGGUGAUGAAAAAUAUUAUACCCUCAACUUAGAAAUACUGUUUGAAUUGUUACCUGCUUUGUCUUGGUAAUUAUGAUUCAGAUGUGGGCAAUGUGCACCUGCUGGGUCAUCUGUGUGUAAUCAUGAAACUGUCAAUGAAAAAGGAAAACUCCUUUUGGUGAUUUUUUUUUUUUUUUUAAAUAGGUGGUAACAAUUCUGCUACCUUGAUUAUGUGGCAUUCUUCACACCCAUCAUGGUUAUUAUUCUCUAUUUUAAGUGGUGUGUAUCUAAUCAUAUGAAUAAAAAAAGUGAAAAUUCAA
Messenger RNA from Eriocheir sinensis (Chinese mitten crab), 3592 nucleotides. RefSeq names its product cell surface glycoprotein 1-like. NCBI's taxonomy places the organism in Eukaryota, Metazoa, Arthropoda, Malacostraca, Decapoda, Varunidae. The transcript is spliced from 2 exons. The record is from RefSeq and is a predicted model, not a curated record. The coding region runs from base 140 to 3040 and encodes 966 amino acids.